Messenger RNA from Diplodia corticola, 4851 nucleotides. Its product is annotated as sec7 domain-containing protein. The record is from RefSeq and is a predicted model, not a curated record. Bases 1 to 4851 code for a protein of 1616 amino acids. NCBI's taxonomy places the organism in Eukaryota, Fungi, Ascomycota, Dothideomycetes, Botryosphaeriales, Botryosphaeriaceae. The transcript is spliced from 7 exons. Gene Ontology annotation, molecular function: guanyl-nucleotide exchange factor activity. Gene Ontology annotation, biological process: regulation of ARF protein signal transduction.
AUGGCCGCCGAUGGCAGCACCCAGCCGGACUCCUCGACCCAGGCGGCGCUGCAAGGCGUGCCAGAGUUCCACCCGCGCACGCGCGCCAUAUCCGCCUCGAUCGACCCCGUCGCGCUCGUCGUCACAGAAUGCAUCACCGUCACCUCGGCCAUGCGCAAGCAUGCGCGUUGGGCCCAGUCUUCCGUGUCCGCCAUCCUAGGCGGCGGCGCCGCGAAGCCGCUGGCCAUACAGCGCAUCGAGAAGGGCGAGGGCAAUGCCGCGAGCAUAAAGCUGGGCUCCGGCGACGAUGCCCUCGCCGGACGAUGGGGUCUCCGUGGCAAGAAGGGGAGGAGCAUGCAGGACAAUCCCCUUAUGUCGGCCUUCACGCGCCUACGAAGUGACUUGAAGGGCUGCAAUGAUAUCCGCAGCUUCGACACGCCCGCCUUACUCCAUCCGUUCCUACAGGUCAUCCGCUCGUCGUCGACCUCCGCACCCAUAACCUCGCUGGCGCUGAUUGCCAUAACAAAGUUCCUCUCCUACAACAUCAUCGGCCGCGACUCGCCCCGCUUGCCUCUGGCCAUGCAACUUCUUUCGUCCGCCAUCACACACUGCCGCUUCGAGGCCACUGAUACUGCCGCGGACGAGAUUGUACUUCUGCGGAUAUUGAAGCUUAUGGAGAAUAUGAUUUCCGGGCCAGCUGGUGAUCUAUUGAGCGAUGAGAGUGUUUGCGAAAUGAUGGAGACUGGCUUAAGCAUGUGCUGCCAAAUUCGCCUUUCCGAGGUUUUGCGGCGGUCUGCCGAAAUUGCCAUGGUUACCAUGUGCCAGGUGAUUUUUGAGAGAUUGAAGCAUCUCGAAAUUGAGGCAGGUGACGACCCGGGAGCUCUUGAGGCUAGCACCAAGGACGACAUGAAUGCCGUCAAAAUGGACCCAACGGCGAACGGAGACUCUUUAGCUGUACCGGGGAGCGUGCCCGAAGCAUCACGGUCUUCAACGAGUUUGGAAAAGACCCCAGACGGAAGCGAGGACAACGGGAAUCCCAACGGCAGCCAGCUGCAUCUUCCGCUCGUUGAAGAGGACUCUGAGGAGGAGCAGAUCAUCAAGCCGUACUCUCUCCCAUCCAUACGGGAACUUUUCCGCGUUUUGGUGGACCUCCUGGACCCUGACGAUCGACAGCACAAUGACACCAUGAGGAUCAUGGCUCUCCGGAUCGUCGACGUCGCGCUCGAGGUUGCGGGUCCCUCAAUUGCAAGUCACCCAAGUCUUGCAUCUCUGGCCAAGGACACUCUUUGUCGCCACAUUUUCCAGCUCGUUCGGUCGGAAAACAUUGCAGUGCUGAACGAGUCGUUGAGAGUAGCGUAUACUCUAUUGGCCACGUGCAGAGGCGUCUUGAAGCUCCAACAGGAGCUUUUCCUUUCGUACCUUGUCGCAUGCUUAUUCCCUCGUGUUGACAUACCUCAGGAAGCCAAUAUCGACCCUGCGCUCUACGAGGGUGUUCCUCAGGCCCCCAGCUUGGUCAAACCCGCACCCCAGGCAGGAUCAAGCAGCGGUCGAUCUACCCCUGUACCAGUGAAAGAUAGGCAGAGGCUUGGGUUGGAAGGUGGCGCCAGGAAACCCGAUGCAAGAGAAGCUAUGGUGGAGAGUGUGGGAGCUCUGUGCAGGAUACCUUCCUUCAUGGUCGAGCUAUUUGUCAAUUACGAUUGCGAGGUCGAUCGAAGCGACCUGUGCAUGGACAUGAUUGGAUUGCUAUCACGCAAUGCCUUCCCGGAUUCUGCCACAUGGAGUACGACCAACGUACCACCCCUCUGCCUCGACGCUCUUCUCGGAUUUAUCCAAUUGAUAGCAGAUCGGCUGGAAGACGAACCGCAGACGGAGGGCCUCCCAGAUGCUGAGCAUUUGGUGCGACAGAGAGAGCAGAAGAAGACCAUCAUCCGUGGCGCCAAGAAGUUCAACGAAAAGCCCAAGGGUGGUAUUGCGUUCCUGGUGUCUCAAGGAAUCAUUGACAACCCGGACAACCCGAAGUCGGUCGCAGACUUCCUCAAGGGAACAACAAGAUUGGACAAAAAGGUACUCGGCGACUUUAUCUCAAAGAAGGAAAACGAAGCGAUUCUGGCUGCCUUCAUGGAGACAUUCGACUUUAGUGGCCAGCGAGUCGAUGAAGCUCUACGACAGCUUCUCAACACUUUCCGUUUGCCAGGAGAGUCGCAGUUGAUUGAGCGCAUCGUUACCGAGUUUGCCGCGAAGUACUGCGGUGAAAAGCCUCCCGAGGGCAUCGCGGACAGAGAUUCCGUUUAUGUUUUGACGUAUGCCAUCAUCAUGCUGAACACCGAUCAGCACAAUCCAAACCUCAAGGCGCAGAAGCGCAUGGCCCUGGAGGACUUCGCUCGGAACCUGCGCGGAGUCAAUGGCGGGCAGGACUUCCCGCUUGAAUACCUCGGAGAGAUUUACGACUCUAUCAAGACAAGAGAAAUCAUUCUCCCAGAGGAGCACGAUAACAAGCACGCCUACGACUAUGCUUGGAAGGAGCUCCAGAUGAAGGUCCAGACAACCUCGGAUCUCGUCAUUUGCGACACCAACAUCUUUGACGCAGACAUGUUUGCUGCGACGUGGAAGCCGAUCCUUGCGACCCUGUCUUUCGUGUUCAUGUCGGCAUCAGACGAUGCUGUGUUCUCGCGCGUGGUCACUGGUUUCUAUCAGUGCGCUCAGAUUGCGGCAAAGCAUGGCCUGACCGAUUGCAUUGACCGGAUCGUAUUUUGCUUGAGCAAAAUCAGCACUUUGGCACCUGAUGUUCCCCCUAGCACGUCCUUGAACACAGAAGUCCAGGCCGACAAGAAGAGCGAGAAGAUCAUGGUCAGUGAGACGGCUGUCCGUUUCGGUCGUGACGACAGGGCGCAAUUGGCCACUGUCUUGCUUUUCCGUAUUAUUCAUGGUAACGAAGCCUAUAUCAGAGAUGGGUGGAACCAGCUCGUGCAUGUUAUGCUCAAUCUAUUCAUCAACUCCCUGAUACCCUCGUCUUUCUCAUCGAUACCCAAUGCUCUCGAGCUGCCUCCCAUCCCUCUUCAAAAUCCUGCACAGGUCAUCGACCGCGAGCAGAGGCAAAACGAAACUAGUCUCUUCUCUACCUUCGCUUCAUCGAUUUUUAGCUUUGCGAACGACGAGCCGCCGGAGCCAUCGGACGCAGAGAUCGAAUACACUCUUUGCACGAUAGAUUGCGUGAACUCAUGCGAUUUUCCAGAAGUCUUCUCGAACAUCAGUCGCAUGCCCAUCGACUCCCUGCAGUCUAUCCUGGAUUCACUUCUCGCCCAGAUACCCGAGGAUUCUUCGCCUCGCGUCAUUACUGUGAAGCCUGAGCUACCAGCACCGACUCCUAUACGACCAAAUGGCAGUAAGAUAAGGAGUCAGAGCCCGCAGUACGAUCCUUCUCUCGUCUUUGCACUCGAGCUGGCGACGGUCCUCGCGUUGAGAGACGCCGAGGCUACUGAGAAGCUUGGGAAGAGCGUCGCCGAUGCGCUGCAAACGGUGCUCCGCGAUAACAAUGUGCAUCCGGUUGUGCUGUCGCGAACGGUGUACUACCUCCUCAAGCUUCUGCGCGAGAGCAACGAUCACGACUACAUUCGUGCUCCGGUGAUUCUGCACACGUUUGCUACGUUCGACCAGGACGUUUUGAAGCAGGUCGCGUCGACUCUGCUCAAGGGCUUGUUGGAUUGCAUCAAUGGGCCCAUCAGUCUGCGCAACGAGCUCGUCAACUCGCCCGACUUCUGGACACUUCUACGCACACUCCACACCUCGCCGGAAGUCGCGGCCGAUGUUUUCCAAGUGACUGAGAGCCUUACUCUCUCUAACCCUCCGGGCAUCUGCGCGGACAAUUACGAGGCGGCCAUAGCGUUACUCAACGACUUUGCUACUGCGGGAAGCGCUGGUGCGAUCGAGGAGCAACGCGGGGACGCCAAGAGGCAGAGGGGCAAGGGCGUCAAGCAGAAGAAGACUCAAACCAACGAGGUCGUUCUUCGCGGGUCGAAGGCCAUGAACAUUGUUUUCCAGCUCACCAGUCGCGUCCCCCAGUUCAUCGAGCAGUCCCAGCUUGAGACCAAUGAAGCUUGGAACGCUUAUUGGUCACCUAUCUUCCAAUGCCUCACGAACCAAUGCUUGAACCCAUGCCGUGAAAUCAGGCACCAGGCUCUCGGGUCACUGCAACGGACGCUUCUCUCGAACGACCUCGCCUCGGCGGACCACAAGGAAUGGACCAAGAUCUUCGGCGAGGUGCUCUUCCCGCUCAUCAACCAACUCCUGAAGCCCGAGACGUACCAGAGCGAUCCCGGCGGCAUGGGCGAGACGAGGGUGCAAGCUGCCACUCUGCUCUGCAAAAUCUUCCUGCACUACCUCGUGGCACUGUCCGAGUGGGACGGAAUGCUGGACCUGUGGCUGAAGAUCCUCAGCAUCAUGGAUCGGUUGAUGAACAGCGGGCAAGGCGACAACCUGGAGGAAGCGGUGCCCGAGUCUCUCAAGAACAUAUUGCUGGUCAUGUCCAGCGGCGGCUACCUGGCGUCGCCCGACGAGAAGCCGGAGCAGGAGGAGCUGUGGCGCGAGACGUGGACCAAGCUCGACCGGUUCUUGCCCAACCUCAUGUCGGAAGUGUUCCCCGAGGAGGCGGAGAAGAGGAUGAAGGGCAGCAGCCAUCAUCAUCAUCAUCAGAAGAGGCUGAGCGUGGCGCAGGGUGCGAGCGCGAGGCCGAGCGUCGAUGCGAGCGCUACGGCCGUGGCGUCGGCGGAGAAGGAGAAGGAGGUUGAGGAGGAGGAGGAGAAGGAGAAGGGUGAAGGUAAUGUUGAGGGCGAGGCUGAAGGUGAAAGGGCGGCGGCAGACGAGAAAGCGGAAUAG